UGUCCUGGGAGGGACCCAGCUUUCCCGGGGUGGCGGAGGCAGUGUUGUCAGGGGCACUUUUGGCACGUUUGAAGCCGUGUGAGGGUCGGCGUGAUGCUGAUGCCCAGCACCCUUCCUCUGGAGGAUUUAAAUGGACAAAAAGAGCUGUGUCCACGUCUCUGCCACCUCAAGAAAGGCCCCAAUGGCUACGGCUUCAACCUGCACAGUGAGAAAUCCAGACCGGGGCUCCGCUCGGGGGACCCAGAUUCGCCGGCCUCUAAAGCAGGACUGCGGCCCCAGGACAGGCUCGUGGAGGUGAACGGGAUAAACGUGGAAGGGCUGAGGCACUCGGAGGUCGUGUCUCACAUCAAGUCCAGAGAGAACGAGGCCCGGCUCCUGGUGGUGGACCCCGAAACGGACGAUUACUUCAAGAAGCUGGCGGUGACCCCCACCGAGGAGCACACCCAAGGUGUGGUACCUCAGCCCAUCACAAAUGGAUCUGCACAGACUCAGCUGAAUGGAGGAUCCACAUCUUCAUCUCACAGUGACCUUCAAAGCCCUGGGAAGGAAUCAGAGGAUGGAGAAUCUGAAAAGAAAGACCCGUUUGAGGAGAGUGGGCUGACCCUGAGCCCAACGGCUGCAGAGGCCAAGGAGAAGGUGCGCGCCAAGCGCGUGAAGAAGAGGGCUCCACAGAUGGACUGGAACAAGAAACGAGAGAUUUUCAGCAACUUCUGAGCCUUGCUAGUGGCUCCUUUCUUCCCUGUCUCCCUUCCCUGCACUUGGCUCUCCCUGGCCCGGACGUUUCUGAGGUGCCUAGGCCCUGUCUUCAGCGUCCAUGUGAGAUGCUCUGUGCUCUGCUCUUCACUGGUUGCUUUUAUGAGGCGUAUUUUAAAGUCCUUUUUUUUUUAUUAUUAUUAUUAUUAUUAUUGUUACUCACCAGCGAUUCUCCUAAGACGAAUGUGACCA
This is a messenger RNA of Struthio camelus australis, 945 nucleotides long. The record is from RefSeq and is a predicted model, not a curated record. NCBI's taxonomy places the organism in Eukaryota, Metazoa, Chordata, Aves, Struthioniformes, Struthionidae.